Molecule: messenger RNA, 751 nt
Organism: Bactrocera tryoni
Lineage: Eukaryota; Metazoa; Arthropoda; Insecta; Diptera; Tephritidae
Exons: 4
Coding region: 8-688 (226 amino acids)
Source: RefSeq, a predicted model, not a curated record
CGAAAGAAUGGGUUGGUUUUCGUUUUCAACACUGCUUGCAUUUUUAGAAUUAGUAAUAUCUUUCGCUGCUUUAAUCGCAAAAAAAAUAACAGACAGCCAAGGUGAGCAAGUUUUUAAAAGAAACCAAAAAUUAUCAACUGAAUGGAGCUUACUUAAUAACUUAAAUUGGUCUCAGGCUGGAAACGACUUCAGUAUUAUAGUUUAUGGUGGAUACACUUUUAUAGCUGGGGUUUUUUUGUUGUCAAGAAUGAAAGCAAAUAAAUUUGAAAUGUGUGAGAAAACAUUGCUGUACUGUGGCACAAUAUUUUUCGUGACUCAAGCUUGUUUAGUGUUUGGAACUUUGGAGUACAUACCAGAUGAUAUUCAAAUAAAUGCGCUAGUUCUGGGAACAUUAUCAGUUAUCGGAUCCUUAUUAUUCUUUAUUGACAUUUGCUACAACUCUUCUUUAAAAUAUGUUGUAUCAAGGGCGGUACAAACUGAGACAUACUGUUCGCUUUCAAAUCAGUUGUCAAGUAUUCAACAAAAGCCACCAUCAUCUUCCCAUGCAUUAGGUCGAGAAAGCGUUCAAAAAGACUUUUCUGGAAACGAAUUAUAUAUUAAACCACUGUCAAUAAAUUUAAAAAAAUGUCAAACAAAUAACGGCAUACAAAUUAAAAAUUUAAAACGUGUUUUGCAAACUGAUGUAUAAUGAACAUUUUAAAAAUUUGUUUUUAUUUUCAUAAAAUGUUAUGAAGUCAUACUAUUUCCAAAU